AAGCACAGUGUACGUGCAGCUGCAGUAGCAGUGAAGGUGGAGAACCACCUUCUUCCCACCACCUCCUCUGCAAACUGCGCCGUUCCCUACCGGGGGCAGCCCCGGGUGGGCACAGCAUGUGAGAGCCCCCCCCGGCACCUCAGCUGCACCAGGUGCCACCACUGCCAGGGAGCAAGAGGAACGUUUUCGGAACCAUUUCUGAAGGAAAAUGGAGAACCCACUUCUUUUAUUCCCCCAGCUGAACAUUUCUGCUUCAAAGGACAAAUCCUAUUACAAAGUCAUGAAGUCUGUGAUUAAAGAAGAGCCACACAAAGCAAGCAAACCUGGAGCUAAGCAGAAGAGAAAUAGGCUGAGCCUGCUCCUGCAGAAACCUGAAUUCCAUGAAAGUGACCAUCUUGGUAAACCUGGAAACGUGGCAAAACCAGCAAGCAGCGUGUCUCCUGAAGAAGCAGUGAAAUGGGGAGAAUCUUUUGACAAACUGCUUUCUGAGAAAGCUGGGCUGGAUGCCUUUACAAAGUUUCUGAAAACUGAGUUCAGUGAGGAGAACAUCGAGUUCUGGAUAGCUUGCGAGGAUUACAAGAAAAGCAAAACUGCACAUGAACUUCUGCCAAAAGCUAAGACCAUUUUUGAAACAUUCAUACAGAAAGAUGCUCCAAAGGAGGUGAAUUUGGACUUUCACACCAAGGAAGCCACAAGUCAGAAUAUUCACCAGCCCCUCAUCACCACCUUUGACACAGCACAGAACACAGUCUACAGGCUGAUGGAGCAAGACAGCUACCCACGCUUCCUGAGAUCUGAUCCUUAUUUAAAUUUGCUUAAAGGGAGAAAUCCCACUCGUCCUACCCUUAGGAGGCGGUCACGGUCUUUUACUGUCAAUGAUUUUCAAGGUGUACGCCCAGACUUUACUGUUUGGUAACAAGAAACCUCCACCCUCAUAACUCUUAGCUACUUCC
Messenger RNA from Chiroxiphia lanceolata (lance-tailed manakin), 953 nucleotides. RefSeq names its product regulator of G-protein signaling 18-like. Bases 209 to 916 code for a protein of 235 amino acids. Lineage: Eukaryota; Metazoa; Chordata; Aves; Passeriformes; Pipridae. The record is from RefSeq and is a predicted model, not a curated record. The transcript is spliced from 5 exons.